AUGUUACCGGUCAGUCUAGUGCCACUUACGACUCCAACCCAUCCCCCAACCUCCCCCUCUCUCCCCCAUUUCCCCCCUCCUUCCCCUCCUGUACACCCUACUUUCCGCCCCCCCUGUUUCCCCCCUUCCCCUCCUCCCUCCCCCAGUCUGUUUCUGCACUGGACUCUCAACGCCUCGCGCCUGCAGUUCGCGCUAGAAGCCAAACCCGCCAGUGGGGCCGAGUCCGGCUGGUUCUCCGUCGGCUGGGCGGCAAACCACGGCCGUAUGUACCCCGCGGAUUGCGUGAUCGGGAACCUUCGGGGAAGCAGCGUGGGCGCGUACUACAUCAGCGGGUACAGCCAGUCUGACGUGGCGCCUUCUGAUGGGUUCUCGAUUGGGACGCCUGAGUUGACAGCUGGAAGUAACGGCGGCAAAAUUAUGAAGUUCUCUCGAUCAGAAGGGGACGGAGGGGCAGUACCAGUCAGUUUCAAUGGCAGCAACAGCCUCAACUGGGCUUUCUCUGACUCUGGAUCAACUGAGCUGGCCUUCCAUGGCAACAAUGCAGGUUCGAUGAAUGUAGACUUCACGUGUCAGUCUGCACCUGCUGGCAGCAGAAGUUCUAAUGAUGAUGAUGAGGAUGAGGAUGAGGAUGAUGAUGAUGAUGAUGAGAAUGAUGACAAUAGUGAUGAUGACGAGGAGGAGGAGGAGGAGGAGGAGGAGGAGGAGGAGGAGGAGGAGGAGGAGGAUGAGGAGAAAGGGGGUGAGGAAGAGGAGGAGGAAGAGGAUGAUGAUGAGGAGGAGAAGAAGGGAGAGGAAGAGGAGGAUUAG
Closterium sp. NIES-65 is the source of this 807-nucleotide messenger RNA. Lineage: Eukaryota; Viridiplantae; Streptophyta; Zygnematophyceae; Desmidiales; Closteriaceae. The record is from the annotation of a GenBank genome assembly.